UGGCGUUCCUCCCUUGGAAUCAGCCCCAUCCCGGCUCAGAAUGAUAGAAGAAUCUGAGGGGGGCUGGAAAGGAGAAAGCCUUGGCUGAUUCCCAGCAUGGAAAAUCUGGACCUGGCAGCCUGAAAAUCCAUCAUGGAGCCUUGGCAAGAGGAGAAGGAGAAGGACCUGGAGAGACCUUGGAGCCUCUUCCAGCACUUUAAGGAAUUCCAGGAGAGCUGGAGAGGGACUUUGUAAAAGGACCUGAGGUGACAGGACAAGGGGCACCGGCUUCCUAGUAGGAGAGGACAGGUUUAGAUGGGAUAUUGGGAAGAAAUUCUUCCUUGCAAGGGUGGUGAAUCAUUCCUGGGAAUGGAAUUCCCGGGAAGCUGUGGCUGCCCCAUUCCUGGAAGUGUCUGGCUCAAACCCUCCAGCAAGGUACGAGAGGGUUCAGGGUACAAACAGCCCUGCAUUCCCACCAGCUCCCACAGAAUAACCUGGAGUUCUUCCCGCCCAUCCCAACAUACCUGUGGCCUGAAUCCCCCCAGGAACAGGGGGAUCCCCCAGCUUGACAUUCCUACCCCCCUUCCUUAAGGACGUUUUGAUAACCAUCCCAGGAGCAGUUUGCCUUUCUUAUCGGGGCCUCCGGCCAAACACCGGAGCCAGGAUAUAAGGAGCGGGGCCGGGAUCGGAGGCACAUUUUCCGUGAGCUCCCACCAUGAAGCUGCUCCUGCUCCUCACCCUGGUGGGCCUGGCCCAGGGCUUCCAGACCAGGGUGCCCCUGAGGAAGAUGAAGUCGCUGCGGCAGAGGCUGCAGGAGCAGGGAUUGCUGGAGAGUUACCUGGAGCAGCAUCCCUACAACCUGGCUGCCAAGUAUUUCCCGGGCAUUGCCGUGGAGCCCCUGGAGAACUACAUGGAUGAUGAGUACUUUGGCACCAUCUCCAUUGGGACCCCACCUCAGGAAUUCACUGUGGUCUUUGACACUGGUUCCUCCAACCUCUGGGUUCCCUCAGUCUUCUGCUCCAGCCCAGCCUGCAGGAACCACAACCGUUUCAAUCCCGCGGAAUCCUCCACGUUCCUCAGCACCAAUGACACCCUGUUCAUCGCCUACGGCACGGGAAGCAUGACCGGAAUCCUGGGAUACGACACCGUCGACGUUGCUGGCAUCAACGUCCGCAACCAGAUUUUUGGGCUGGCUGAGACAGAGCCAGGGGAUUUCUUCUACUACACCCCCUUUGAUGGCAUCCUGGGAUUGGCAUUCCCAAGCAUUGCCUCCUCCGGAGCCACCCCUGUCUUCGACAACAUGAUGAUGGAAAACCUCGUGGAUAGGCGUCUUUUCUCUGUCUACCUGAGCAGGGACAGUGAAGGUGGGAGCUUUGUCCUCUUCGGUGCCAUUGAUCCCUACUACACCACCAAAGGCAUCUCCUGGAUCCCACUCUCUGCUGAAACCUACUGGCAGAUCGCCAUGGAGGGUGUCUCCGUCAGCGGGACUCCGGUGGCCUGCUCCUCGGGAUGCCAGGCCAUCGUGGAUACAGGAACCACUCUGCUGGCUGUUCCUAUCCGGGCCUUCCGCACCCUCAUGAGGCGCCUUGGUGCCAGCUACAGUGGUGAGAUCAGCUGUGAGGCCAUCAGAAACCUUCCCAGCCUCAUCUUCCAUAUCAACGGCAAAGAAUUCCCAGUGCCACCCAGAGCCUAUGUGUUAAGGAGUAACGGGUACUGCACCCUGGGAUUGCAAGGCAUGGAUGUGCCCACGGAGGAGGGCGAGCUCUGGAUCCUGGGGGAUGUCUUUAUCCGGGAGUAUUACGUCAUCUUCGACAGGGCCAACAACAAGGUGGGGCUGUCCCGGCUGCCCUGAGCUGGGAUGGGAAUCCCAGGUGUCCCCACCUCGGUGGCUGGCAGGGCUUGUCCCUUUCCUGGCACUCCUGCCACCACCGAGGACAAUAAAGGUGUGGAGAAGCG
This is a messenger RNA of Passer montanus (Eurasian tree sparrow), 1935 nucleotides long. It is a transcript of the gene PGA5, whose product is annotated as pepsinogen A5. Bases 695 to 1831 code for a protein of 378 amino acids. Gene Ontology annotation, molecular function: aspartic-type endopeptidase activity. Gene Ontology annotation, biological process: proteolysis. The record is from RefSeq and is a predicted model, not a curated record. Lineage: Eukaryota; Metazoa; Chordata; Aves; Passeriformes; Passeridae. The transcript is spliced from 10 exons.